AUGCACGCCGGAGGCCAGGGCUACCCGCUCGCCUCGCUCUACGUGGGCGACCUGCACCCCGACGUGAACGAAGCCAUGCUCUACGAGACGUUCUCGCCCGCAGGCCCCAUCCUGUCCAUCCGCGUGUGCCGUGACGUGGCCACCCGGCGCUCGCUGGGCUAUGCCUACAUCAACUUCCAGCAGCCGGCGGACGCGGAACGGGCAUUGGACACUAUGAACUUUGAGGUGAUCCAGGGUCAACCCAUUCGAAUCAUGUGGUCCCAUCGAGACCCAGGGCUUCGAAAGUCAGGUGUGGGCAACAUCUUCAUCAAGAACCUGGAGGAUUCGAUUGACAACAAGGCUUUGUAUGACACCUUCUCUACCUUUGGGAAUAUCCUCUCUUGCAAGGUGGUGUGCAACGAGCAUGGCUCCCGGGGCUUCGGCUUUGUGCACUUUGAGACCCACGAGGCUGCGCAGCAGGCCAUCAGCACCAUGAAUGGGAUGCUGCUCAAUGACCGCAAAGUCUUCGUUGGCCACUUCAAGUCUCGACGGGAACGGGAGGCAGAGCUGGGAGCUCAGGCCCUGGAGUUCACCAACAUCUAUGUGAAGAAUCUCCAUCCAGACAUGGAUGAGCAGGGCUUGGAGGAUCUUUUCUCCCAGUUUGGAAAGAUGGUGAGUGUGAAAGUGAUGAGGAACAGCAGCGGCCAGUCCAGGGGCUUUGGCUUUGUCAACUUUGAGAAGCACGAGGAAGCCCAGAAGGCUGUGGACCACAUGAACAGCCAGGAGGUGAGCGGGCGGCUGCUGUACGUGGGCCGUGCCCAGAAGAGGGCAGAGCGGCAGAAUGAGCUCAAACGCAAGUUUGAGCAGAUGAAGCAGGAUCGGCAGAACCGUUACCAGGGUGUGAACCUAUAUGUGAAGAACCUGGAUGACUCCAUCACUGAUGAGAAGCUGAGGAAAGUGUUCUCUCCCUAUGGAGUGAUUACCAGUGCCAAGGUGAUGACAGAGGGUAGCCACAGCAAGGGGUUUGGCUUUGUGUGUUUUUCCUCUCCAGAAGAGGCGACAAAGGCCGUGACAGAGAUGAAUGGACGCAUCGUGGGCAGCAAGCCACUGUAUGUGGCACUGGCCCAACGCAAAGAGGAGAGGAAGGCCAUCCUGACCAACCAGUACAUGCAGCGCCUCUCCACCGUACAGGCCCUGGACCGCCCCCUUUUAGGGUCCUUUCAGCAGCCCAGCUACUUUCUGCCCGCUGUGCCCCAGCCUCCAGCCCAGGCGGCAUAUUAUGGCUCUAGCUCCAUGACCCCUAUCCAGGCUACCCCCAGGUGGACGGCCCAGCCACAGAGACCUUCAUUUGUCUACCCUCCAGCUGCCUCAGUGGUCCAGCCACCAGGCACGCUUCAGCGCUCCCGGGCCCAAGUCAGCAGUGCCAGGCGGGCGUCUGCCCAGGUUCCACGCCCAGUGCCCCACACCCAGAGAGUGGCCAACAUUGGAACCCAGACCACAGGCUCUAGAAGAACAGGCUGUUGUACACCAGGCCGGCCUCUCCUGCCAUACAAAUGUUCCUCAGCUAUGCACAAUGCCUGUGGGGUCCAGGAGCCUGCCGUGUAUGUCCCUGGCCAGGAGCCCCUGACUGCGUCCAUGCUGGCUGCAGCGCCCCUGCACGAGCAAAAACAGAUGAUUGGGGAGCGACUCUACCCCCUCAUCUAUGAUGUUCAUAACCAGCUGGCUGGCAAAAUCACGGGCAUGCUGCUGGAGAUCGACAAUUCGGAGCUGCUGCUUAUGCUGGAGUCUCCAGAGUCCCUCAAGGCCAAGAUUGAAGAGGCGGUGGCAGUCCUGCACACGCACCAGGCCAUGGAGCCACUAAAGGCAUACACAAACUGAAAACAGGUUGACUGGGAGUGAGGAACUGGGACAGAAGAGGUGAAUCCAGAAGCUGUAGAGAAAUGGCCGGAGGCUGCCUCUCAGCUUAUUGCUGGCUUUGAAGUGCCAAGGAGGUGAGGGACAGAGGCUUAUAGAUGACACACUGACCUGUGACUGCAAUGGUAGUGAAGGCACUCUUGUGCCCUCUCCGCUGCCUGGCGUCAUGCAGAAUGGGUUGGGCUUUCCCUGGGAACUGUCUGGUUCUAUUCCGAAGGCCUGGCCUAGACCACUGCUUACCUUCUUACCUGAAGACUGGGUGUCUUCCAUACUUUAGAAGUAUGUAUUCCCCUCCCCUCCUUUUCACUCUCAGAAAAUGGAACCCUAACUUCCCUGGCUGCUACAAGUACAGCAUUUCCUGAUCACAGCUCUAAGGCCCUGAAAAUGAUAACUUAUUUCCUGAUUGUUCUGUAUCUGUACUUGAGCUUGGGCUAUGGAAGGCAGGCCACUUUCCCACUGACCACUUUUUGCUUUGUGUAUUAAAAGUGCUGCAAAAUCUA
Messenger RNA from Dipodomys ordii (Ord's kangaroo rat), 2393 nucleotides. It is a transcript of the gene Pabpc1l, whose product is annotated as poly(A) binding protein, cytoplasmic 1-like. The record is from RefSeq and is a predicted model, not a curated record. Gene Ontology annotation, molecular function: RNA binding. The coding region runs from base 1 to 1857 and encodes 618 amino acids. Gene Ontology annotation, cellular component: ribonucleoprotein complex. NCBI's taxonomy places the organism in Eukaryota, Metazoa, Chordata, Mammalia, Rodentia, Heteromyidae. The transcript is spliced from 14 exons.